Molecule: messenger RNA, 2250 nt
Organism: Scaptodrosophila lebanonensis
Lineage: Eukaryota; Metazoa; Arthropoda; Insecta; Diptera; Drosophilidae
Gene: Bap111
Product: SWI/SNF-related matrix-associated actin-dependent regulator of chromatin subfamily E member 1
Exons: 2
Coding region: 1-2250 (749 amino acids)
Biological process (GO): negative regulation of DNA-templated transcription
Cellular component (GO): SWI/SNF complex
Molecular function (GO): nuclear receptor binding; nucleosomal DNA binding
Source: RefSeq, a predicted model, not a curated record
AUGGCGUUGCCGAGCAACUAUAAGCAAAUAGCUGUUGGAGCGCCAACGGGACCGGCGACACCGAUACCCAGUGGUGGGAGCCGGUCUCGCUCGUCUGGCGGUGGCGGCGGCUCGGACCGCAACAAGGACCAGACGCCCAUAUUUACGCACAGCAAUUAUGGGAAUCCAGCGUUUACCCCGCAAAAGGUCACCAAAUCGUCGAGCAGCAAGAACCAAAAUGAAUCCCGUCUGCCGAAACCGCCAAAGCCGCCAGAAAAACCCAUUCUGCCAUAUAUGCGUUACUCAAAAAAGGUGUGGGACAGUGUAAAGGCCCAACACCCAGAGCUCAAAUUAUGGGAGCUGGGCAAGAAGAUCGGUGCAAUGUGGAAGCAAUUGAGCGAAGAGGAGAAGACGGAGUACAUUGACGAAUACGAGGCUGAGAAACUGGAGUAUGAGAAGGCAUUGAAGGCGUACCAUCAGACGCCCGCUUACCAGGCGUACAUGUCCGCCAAGAGCAAAGUCAAAUCAGAUGUGGAUGUGCACGAGACGCCAUCGCGCGGUGGUGGCGGCAAGAGCCAGCACGAACGUCGCAUUGACAUACAGCCCGCAGAAGAUGAAGAUGACCUAGACGAGGGCUACACAGCCAAGCACAUGGCCUAUGCCCGCUAUUUGCGCAAUCAUCGCCUCAUUAACGAGAUAUUCUCCGAAGCAGUUGUCCCCGAUGUGCGCUCUGUAGUCACUACACAACGCAUGCAGGUGCUGAAGCGUCAGGUAAGCUCUCUUACCAUGCACCAAACCAAACUGGAAGCUGAGCUGCAGCAGAUGGAGGAGAAAUUUGAGGCCAAGAAGCUGCGCAUGGUCGAGUCGAGCGAAGCGUUUCAGGAGGAGCUAAAGCGACACUGCAAGCCCGCCGUCGAUGAGGAAACAUUCCAGAAAAUGGUUCAUCGCAUGUACGAGGACAUAAAACGCGAUCGACAACGCCUCGACGAACCCAACUCGGCGGUGGCGCAAGCAGCGGCUGCAGCACAAGCAGCAGCAGCGGCGGCAGCCGCCAAUCGCAACGAAGAGCACAAGCAACCGCCUCAGCCAAGCGCCACUCCAGCGUCAGCACAAGAACCGCCAACAUCUGCAGCCCAAAAGGAAGUUCAGCCCACUAGUGUCGCCAUAACCGCAAAGCCGCCGGUAACUAAUAAUGCAACGAUACCAGUCACGCUGCCGGCAGCGCCAGUAGUACAUCAGCACGAAUCUGGCAGCAAAACGGAUCCGGAGCCCAUGGAUAUCGAACCGCCGCCAAAGCCUUCAGUACCGCCACCACCCAUAAAGCACGAGAAGCUUGAUAUGGCCAGCGCGCUGCCACCACAAACAGCGCCCAUGUUAGCAGCAGCCCCACUAGCUGGUGGCCUGGCAGGCCCUGGCAGCAGCGAGCCACCCAAGGAUGUGAGCAAGCAAGUGGCACCCAAUAAAGUGCCAACACCGGUGCCUACACCAACGCCACCGCCUCCACUAUCGGUAGGUGGCGGAUCGAGCAACGAGCAAGGUGGUCCACCUUCUGUUGGUGCACCACCCUCAGCGGCAACCACGCCUACGCCACCGCCAGCGGCGGUGCAACAGCAGCAAACGCCACAGCAGCCGGGUGGUGGUGGUGCCCCGCCAACGGCAGUUCCCCCUUCGGGUAUGCCACCAGGCAUGCAUCCACAUCAUGCACCACCGCCUGGUCACCCGCACAUGACGCCACACAUGGGACCACACCAGGCGCCGCCCGGACUGCCCGGCAUGCCACCAGGCUAUGCUAACUAUGGCCAACCACACGGUCCACCGCCCACUGGCCCCACACGCUCGCCCUACUAUCAGCCCCAAUAUGGCGGACAUCCGACUCCACAGCCCUACUACGCUCCCUAUUCGCCCUACCAGCAGUCCUACGCACCACCGCUUAGCCCCCACUACAUGAACGCUCGUCCGCCGCCACAGCACAACGGCACACCACCGCAACAGCAACCGCCACCAGGUGGGCACAUGCACGAUCCGGCCGUCUACGUGCAGCAGCCACCACAGCACCACCCGGUGCCACCGACGGCCACGCAGCAGCCCACGUUGACAACGCCCGGUGGUGCAGCGGCGUCGGCAACAGCAGGAGCCGUGCCACCGCCACCACCAGCCGGUGGCCCACCCCCCACAGCGCUGCCACCCAUGACGACGAGUCAGACGGGACCAGCGGGCGAUGGAGGAGGGGCGGCCAGCAAGCACGAGAGCGAGAAACACGAUACCGACUAG